This is a messenger RNA of Penicillium chermesinum, 2226 nucleotides long. RefSeq names its product putative TBC domain protein. The record is from RefSeq and is a predicted model, not a curated record. Gene Ontology annotation, molecular function: GTPase activator activity. Lineage: Eukaryota; Fungi; Ascomycota; Eurotiomycetes; Eurotiales; Aspergillaceae. Gene Ontology annotation, biological process: activation of GTPase activity. The transcript has 3 exons. Bases 1 to 2226 code for a protein of 741 amino acids.
AUGACCACCGUCUGCCCAUCACCUAAUUCCCCGCCCGAGUUGUCCGGGUCCAAGUCCUCGAAAUCCUCGUCGUUCCAUUCCUCGCAGAUCGACACCCAAGAAAGCAUCUUCACGGAUAUCGGAAACUUCGAAGACAUCGGCUUGGAGGAUGAGGCCGAACUCCCAACCUCUGAACAGACCACCCCUUAUGGACGUGGUCUGACUUCACGAUCGCCUGCUGCUAGGCUGCCGAGUAAGAGCCCCGCGGCAACGACACGAGACCUGACAGCCACCCCGAGGCCACGAAAGCGAAGCCCGUUACCUCCAAUUCGCAACAAUAUCAAUGCAGGCUCUCGAACACCCCAAUCGGCCAGCCCUUUGUCUACCAGAUCGCCGAACCGACAAGACUCCACACUCAGCUCGGGUGGUCUGACCCCUUCCCAACCACGCCGGUCUCGAUCAACAUCCCCAUUACGAGCAUCGUCAAGCCGUUCUGCCUCCAGCAGCAGUUUGGCUCUAUCCCCGCUCUCCUCCCGUGUCCCUACGCAGAAAGGGAGCUGGCAGCCAAAUCGUAAGUCUGUGAAGGACCUGGAAGAGGAAUACCACGACUCGGACGAUGAGUUACCGGAUGAUGCCAAGCGGCCCCAGUCCCGUGCCGCGAGCCCAAGUGGCCGGAGCCCCGGGCCUAGACCCUUGCCGAUUUACCAUGCGGUCGCCGAGGAUUCAGUAUCGCCCCGGAGAGACACUGCGAAGGAAGCCCGUAUGAGAAGGGUCCAACGGUCGAGUUCGGCGGGUCCUGAACGGGGCCAACUAUCCCCACGUAAUCCCCGCGCAUACUCGUAUAACAGUUAUCUGUCGGAUCUGUCGGAGGAAGCUCGGAUCAUAACAGAGGCUCUGGAACACCAUGCCGAUGAGAAUGAUCGCAAGCGUGAAGAUGCAGUUCAAAAUGGUACUUCGCGGGCGUCGAGCCAGGACUCAAAGCGGUCGUCGAGGGAGAACAUCGAGCUUCCUCCAUUGCAGAAGUCCAAUAUUAUGAUUGAUCCUUUGCCUAUCAGUCGGGAAAAGGAAAAGGUUCUUACUCGGACGCGUCCUAGUUGGCUUCCGCCCAAGGAUCAGAAGGAAGAGAAGAAACACUUGAGAGAAUAUAAACAGAUGAUGGCGCGGUCUCGCGAAGCGGAUAAGAAGAGAGCCGCUCGAGCUGCCUCCGCCCAGUGCGAAAAGGAUACUACGCGAGAGGCCCUUCAAAGUAUCUGGGACGAAUUCGUGAAUCCCAACUGGGAGAAAGCGCUGCGCGAGCCCCGCACUAGAGAGCUGUGGUGGCGUGGAAUCCCCCCUCGCAGUCGUGGGACCAUGUGGAAGCGCGCAAUCGGAAACGAGCUGGCUCUGACUGAAGAAUCCUUUACCAAAGCUUUGCAACGCUCCAAAGACAUCAAGUCCAAGUCGAAGACUGAUGCCGAGCCCAGCGAAAACAAUAAGCGGAUGCUUGAGUGCUUCGAGGCUAUCAGGACAGAUGCAUCGAAGGCAUUCCCCGAACUCAAUCUUUUCCAAGAAGGUGGCCCGCUUCGUGAAACCUUAAUAGAUGUCCUGGAGGCAUACUGCAUGUACCGCAGCGAUGUCGGGUACAUCCACGGCCUUCACACUAUUGCCGCGCUGCUCGUCCUACAAUUUUCAACCCCCGGUUCGGCCUUCGUUGCCAUGGCCAACGCUCUUAACCGCCCGUUACCUGUGGCCUUCCUCACCUGGGAUCGCGGUGCCAUGAAUCGCACUUACACUCUUGCUUCCGAAACCCUACGAUACAAGUUCGCCCGCGUGUCAACCCAUCUCCACGACACCCUCCGCCUGUCUGAGGAAGAGAUAUGGGAGCCAAUUUUCCGCUCACUUCUGACGAACGGUCUCGAUCUAGACCGCCUCGCGCGUGUUUGGGAUUGCUGGGUUUUUGAAGGCGAUCGGAUCAUGAUUCGGGCUGCCGUAGCGAUAAUGGGCUGUUUGCAAGCACAGCUAUUCACCUUCCAGCAGCCAGACGACCAAAGCCGACUCGCAGUUCGAAACAUUCUAGGCUGGGGUCCUCGCCACGUCGGCGCUAAUAACCAGAAGCCAAAGGAGCGCCAUAGCGCCCCCGCUGCCGCUGGUUUCGCCGGCCAGGUCGUUGGCUCCGGAGAGGCUGAUUAUUGGAUCCUGACCGCUGCUGGCAACGAGGACGGAUUCAUGGCUGCCGUACGAGAAGCUGGCAAGGUUCGACAACAAUAG